Messenger RNA from Effrenium voratum, 195 nucleotides. The record is from the annotation of a GenBank genome assembly. Lineage: Eukaryota; Dinophyceae; Suessiales; Symbiodiniaceae.
AUGUGCGCACUGUCGGAUCCUGGCAUCAUGCCGCGGCAGCGGGACUUCACAGAGCACUAUGACGAGCGCACCAAGGUCUUCCGGACCCGGGAGCCCCAGCGCUUCUACGACAUCGUGCUCCGGGGGCACCCGCUGAAAUUGAAGUACUGCAAGACCUGCCCCUUGGCUGCCUUUGGGAGGUUUCAGGCCACGUGA